AUGUAUACAGUAACGACCAGCAUCGAGAUCGCUGCUCCUCCAGCCACAGUCCGAGAAAAAUUCCUCGACUUCCCGUCAAUCCCCAAGUACUCCCCCGAGGGAUUCAUCCGCUCCAUCGUUCCUGUGACAGACAAAUCCCCCGUGGAUCUUCAAGCCGGCGAUAAGCUCAACUGCACCGUCGGCUACGGCAAGAUGCAAUUCUCGCCGAUCGUGCAAGAAAACUCGCCAUCGCUCUUCAGCUGGGUGGGCUCUAUUCCAGGGAUCUUUACGGGAGAGCAUGCUUUCCGCUUCGAGGGCAUCUCCAGUGGUGAAGGACAGCAGAUUCGGACGAGACUAGUACACGAGGAGAAAUUUACGGGGCUUUUGUCCUUUCUUAUGGGAGAGAACAUUCUUGCGCGAUCAGCCGGCAUGGUGGAUGACAUGAAGAAGAAGUUCGGGGGUUUUAACGAAGACUUCAAGGCGUGGGUGGAAGAGGGUGCGGUGGGUGGGAGUGUAGAUGGUGGCAACAAGGAUGGAGCCACCUGA
Messenger RNA from Aspergillus clavatus NRRL 1, 525 nucleotides. RefSeq names its product SRPBCC domain-containing protein. Lineage: Eukaryota; Fungi; Ascomycota; Eurotiomycetes; Eurotiales; Aspergillaceae. Bases 1 to 525 code for a protein of 174 amino acids. The record is from RefSeq and is a predicted model, not a curated record. The transcript has 2 exons.